CAUAGUAGCCGAUGUACUAUGUACGGUAGAUAACCUAUCUGUGUACUGUGCAUGGUGUCCCUGAUCAUGUGUGGGUCAUGGCAAGUGUUUUCAUUGGAACCUCCUGGUGGAUUGGGAGUGUUGAUCAAGACACCGCCUCUGUCAAGAAUAGAAUAUCAGUACACACCCACAUCACCCGGUUGAUCAGCACCCCGAGAAGCGAAGUAUAUCCCUCAAUAUCGCGGUUUUCUCAUGACGUAGGAGAUGAGGAUCUACACCGCAGAGAACAUGCUGGGGAGACGGUAUAGUCGAGGAGACUGUUAGUUGAUUGAUAGAGGCGGUGAUAGUCGUAGGGUAGGGGAAUCUGGACUUGUGAUCAAC
Aspergillus fijiensis CBS 313.89 is the source of this 360-nucleotide messenger RNA. RefSeq lists its product as uncharacterized. The record is from RefSeq and is a predicted model, not a curated record. Lineage: Eukaryota; Fungi; Ascomycota; Eurotiomycetes; Eurotiales; Aspergillaceae. The transcript has a single exon. Bases 78 to 287 code for a protein of 69 amino acids.